Molecule: messenger RNA, 519 nt
Organism: Symsagittifera roscoffensis
Lineage: Eukaryota; Metazoa; Xenacoelomorpha; Acoela; Convolutidae
Product: fibrinogen-like protein 1
Exons: 4
Coding region: 1-519 (172 amino acids)
Source: RefSeq, a predicted model, not a curated record
AUGGAUAAACUGUAUCUUGCUAAUUUCUCUUUCGACCUGGAGCAGUGUGUGAAUAAUGCAUCGUUUGACUACGUGGGCGCUGAGAUUAUUUUCCAGAGGCGGAAUCAAUACGACGUUUCUUUCGAUCGGUUAUUUGAAGAAUAUGAAACAGGUUUUGGAGAUUUCUGUGGCACGGGAGAUUUGUGGCUGGGAUUGAAAAAGUUACACGAAUUGACCAAAGAGGGAAAAUGGCAUCUUCGAUUGUCGAUGCGCACCGUCUCGAACUAUUUAUUGCUCUGGUGCGAGUAUGCAGGUUUCAAGAUCCACCAAGAUCCCUUGUAUACCCUAAAAUUCGGCACAAUGGUAGCAAAGAGUGAUAACUUGAAAAACACCACUGGUACUUCAAUUGGCCUUGAUCAGCACAAUGGAUUGGCUUUCUCAGCUCCUGACAGAGACGAGGAUCUCUGGGAUCAAAAUUGUGCUGCCGAAAAACAAGCUGGUUGGUACAUGGUUGACAUCAUGAGAAGGUACUUGAACUAA